Molecule: messenger RNA, 1983 nt
Organism: Melospiza georgiana
Lineage: Eukaryota; Metazoa; Chordata; Aves; Passeriformes; Passerellidae
Gene: RBBP8NL
Product: RBBP8 N-terminal like
Exons: 15
Coding region: 1-1983 (660 amino acids)
Biological process (GO): DNA double-strand break processing involved in repair via single-strand annealing; double-strand break repair via homologous recombination
Cellular component (GO): site of double-strand break
Molecular function (GO): double-stranded DNA binding; Y-form DNA binding; single-stranded DNA binding
Source: RefSeq, a predicted model, not a curated record
AUGACCACAGAGAGUUUUGCAGAGUUCCUGAACAAGCUCAAGGAAAUCCAUGAGAAAGAGGUCCAAGGUCUGCACAGCAAGGUGACGGAGCUGACCACAGAGAAGUGCCGCGAUGCUCAGAGAAUUGAAGAGCUGUUUGCUAAAAAUCACCAAUUAAGAGAACAACAGAAGGUCCUGAAAGAAAAUGUAAAGGUGUUAGAAAACAGGCUGCGAGCUGGCCUUUGUGACAGAUGCAUGGUCACCCAGGAGCUGGCCAAAAAGAAGCAGAAUGAGUAUGAGACCUCUCACUUCCAGAGCCUGCAGCACAUCUUCAUCCUCUCCAACGAGACCAAUCGCCUGAGGGAGGAGAACAAAACUCUCAAGGAGGAACUGAAGAGGCUCCAGAGCCUGGAGACAAAGACCCCAGGAGUGUCCUCCAGAGAAAGCUGCUCCACACCAAGCUCCCCUUUGACUCUGCUGUCCCCAGUGAGCAGGAAUGCCAGCACAGAGAAGGCAGAGCCCAGGGAAGCAGCAGCCCAGCAGGAUGUGCCAGAGCUGGAGCUCAGUGAAGAAAAGCCUCCAGAGAAGCUCCAGAGAAGCUCCCCAAGCAGCAGGACCUCUCCAGGCACUCUCCUCCAAGAAGUCAGCCUUGCAGAAAUAGCAUCCCAGAGGAUUUCCAACCAGCUGCACGGAACCAUUGCCCUGGUGAGAGCUGGCUCCAGACCCUGCCUCCUGGAAAGGAGUCCCUCAGAGGCAGCAGUGUCUCCCCCAGCCAGGAAAGCUCCUCUCCCUCCAGAACGAGAGCACAGCCCCAGCCUGGAGGCUUAUUUAACAGCGAGCAACCCAGACUCCCCCAAGGUUGCUCCAUCCUACGAAAACCUGAAACUGAGUGCCCGGAGAGAGCAGCUGUGCCUGCUGCACAAGCACCUGUCCCUGCACCAGCUGGGGCUGGCGGGUCCCUGCGCCCCGGGCGAGCGGGACAGCGGCGCCUUCCCCAUGCACCCGCUCAGGAGCAAGGCUGCCGAGGGCAGGACACGCUGCCGGGACCCCUGGGACGAGCAGGCAACCCUGCUGAAGCUCCCUGCCACCAUGGUGUACGUGAGGGACCAGCAGCUGGAGGAGAAGCUGCAGCUGCUGAAGCAGCGGGAGCGGCUGCAGCAUCUCCUGCUGCGGCAGUGCCAGCCGGGCCAGCGGGCACACGGUGACACCGAGACACGGCCAGGACAGAGGACACGGCCGCUGUCCCCGUGGCUGGGCAUGGCCGUGGGCUGCAAGGAGGAGAGGGUGUUCCUGGAGGAUGCUGUGGACGGGAAGGAAGAGGGGCAGCUGUGGCGGGGCAGGGAGCGCCCCGAGCCGCGAGCCAGGGGGAAGGAGGCGAGGGACGAGGAUGGGGACGCGCCGCUGGACCUGUCCGACCCCAGGCACAGACAGACGGACGGCAGCCCGAGGGACAGCCCCGGGGACAGCCCGGCCAUGCCCACAGGGGGACACGGGGCACAGCGGGACCGCCUGCGCUGCCCCUACCGCUGGGCACUGCCCGCGGCUGCCAAGGAGGAGGAGGAGGAGGAGGAGGAGGAGGAAGAUGCAGCUGUGCUGAGGCUUUCACGGGCAUAUCUGACAAACAGCUCCACCCCAGGUGACCCAGAGGCCCCUCCUGAGGCCGGGCUGAGGCAGGAUGCCAGCGCACAGAAGGGAGAUGCAGAUGACAAUGAUGCCGAGUCUGGGAAGCAAGAAUCCGAUGAGCCAGACACAACGGACAGUGAGGAGAAGUAUGAAGAUGAGAUCCAACAAGAAGCUGAGGCUGACGGGAAAUACUUUUGCACCAAAGACAAAGUUCAUGUGCAGCAGAGGAAGAGAAAAAGAGGACAGGAUCCCUGGAUAAAAGGAUCUAAGAAGUCAAUGAGAGGAAAAAAGAAAAUCAAAGUGGAGCAAUGCCCAGUGGGGAUCACAAAGGAGCUGGAGAAUUGCUCUGCUUCCCACAAUGAUCCCUCCAAGGACAGUUAG